Messenger RNA from Charadrius vociferus (killdeer), 1188 nucleotides. It is a transcript of the gene GTF2H2, whose product is annotated as general transcription factor IIH, polypeptide 2, 44kDa. The coding region runs from base 1 to 1188 and encodes 395 amino acids. The record is from RefSeq and is a predicted model, not a curated record. Gene Ontology annotation, biological process: DNA-templated transcription; nucleotide-excision repair; regulation of transcription by RNA polymerase II. NCBI's taxonomy places the organism in Eukaryota, Metazoa, Chordata, Aves, Charadriiformes, Charadriidae. The transcript has 15 exons. Gene Ontology annotation, molecular function: zinc ion binding. Gene Ontology annotation, cellular component: transcription factor TFIIH holo complex; transcription factor TFIIH core complex.
AUGGAUGAGGAACCCGAGCGGACCAAGCGGUGGGAAGGGGGCUACGAGAGAACAUGGGAAAUUCUUAAAGAAGAUGAAUCAGGAUCGCUGAAAGCCACCAUCGAGGACAUUCUCUUCAAGGCAAAGAGGAAAAGACUGUAUGAACACCAUGGACAAGUUCGGCUUGGUAUGAUGCGUCACCUUUACGUGGUUGUUGAUGGAUCAAGAACUAUGGAGGACCAAGAUUUAAAACCGAACAGACUUACUUGCACUAUGAAGUUAUUGGAAUAUUUUGUUGAAGAGUACUUUGACCAAAAUCCGAUUAGUCAGAUUGGCUUAAUUGUAACCAAGAGUAAAAGAGCUGAAAAAAUGACAGAACUUUCAGGUAACACAAAAAAGCACAUAACUGCUCUGAAGAAAGCAGUGGAUAUGAACUGCAGUGGAGAGCCAUCUCUAUAUAAUUCCCUAAAUUUGGCCAUGCAGACUUUAAAGCACAUGCCAGGACAUACAAGCAGAGAGGUUUUGGUAGUCUUCAGCAGUCUGACGACAUGUGAUCCAGCCAACAUCUAUGAUCUAAUUAAGUGUUUGAAAGCUGUUAAGAUCAGAGUGUCUGUCAUCGGCCUAAGUGCUGAAGUUCGAGUUUGUACAGUGCUUGCCCGAGAAACUGGUGGAACGUACCAUGUUAUUUUAGAUGAAAGUCAUUAUAAGGAACUGCUGAUGCAUCAUGUUAGUCCUCCAGCUGCCAGUUCAAGUUCUGAGUGCUCCCUUAUUCGAAUGGGUUUUCCUCAGCAUACUAUUGCUUCUCUAUCUGAUCAAGAUGCGAAACCAUCCUUUAGCAUGGCGCAAUUGGAAAAUAACAGCGAGCCGGGUCUUACACUGGGCGGAUAUUUCUGUCCCCAGUGCAGAGCCAAAUACUGUGAACUUCCUGUGGAAUGCAAAAUCUGUGGUCUUACAUUAGUGUCUGCACCUCACCUGGCUCGGUCUUACCAUCACUUGUUUCCUCUGGAUGCCUUUCAGGAAGUUCCCAUGGAAGAAUAUCACGGGGAACGGUAUUGUCAAGGCUGCCAGGGAGAAAUGAAAGAUCAAAAUGUUUACAUAUGUAAAGUGUGCCAGAAUGCAUUUUGCAUGGAAUGCGAUUUGUUUGUUCAUGAUUCUCUGCACUGCUGUCCUGGCUGUAUUCACGAGCACCCUGGUCCCCUACCUGUAUGA